AUGGUGGGUUGUUAUGAGGCAGGUUGGGCUGGGUUCUCAAGUAGGAGGUGCAGAGGGGGUGGCUGUGGGCUGGGGAAGAGUGACCUGAGGGUGCAGGUGAGGUAUCAAGGGAUGGACAUAGGUUGGGCGGGGGUGAAGGAGGUGCUGCUCGUGGACAAGACGGAGGGCGUGGCAAGCAGCAGUGGGGACGAGGUUGAGCCGGCAGAGUUUUCAAGGGAGCUCUCUCUCCUGCCCCACAUCGUCAGGAGCGGCCCUCAAGUUGUCUUUGCUCGCUCCGUUGCCAGGGCUGCUCCAUACCUUUCAAGGGCUGCUGUAUCAGGGUGGGGGACUUGGGGGAGACUUGGGGGGUGGGGGACAACAACGCGUCGUGUCUCUGCUGGCUGGGCCCUCCGCCACGCGCUCUCGCCGCCCACCUCCCGCUGUCCACUGCCACCUGCCUCCUCCCACCUCUCCUUGUCCUCUCUCCCCUCUGCUCCCAUCCUCUCGUUCUCUCUCCUCUCUCAUCCUCUUCUCGUCCUCUCUCCACUGUGCUCCUCUUCUCAAUCUCUCCCCUCCCUCUCCCAUACUCUCUCAAUCUUCUCUCCUCUCUGCUCCCCUCUUCAUUCUCUCUCCUCUCUCAUCCUCUUCUCGUUCUCUCUCCCCUCUGCUCCUCUUCUCAAUCUCUCCCCUCUCCCCUACUCUCCCAAUCCUCUUUCCUCUCUGUUUUCCUCUACAUUCCUUGCUUCUCCUCACUUCAUUCUCUCUUUGGCGCCGCUGGCGGCGUGCGCGGCGGCAUGGGGCGUGGCGUUCGUAGACCCGUCCGACCCCACGGAUUGUGGGAUCGCCCUCAACAUCACAUGCGACGCCGCCGGCAUGGUCGACUGGAUGGUGUUGAACAGCGGGGGCAUAGCAGGACCCAUCCCGCCCAGCAUCGGCGCCCUCAUCGGACUCACUCAUCUUGAUCUAGACAACAACGCACUGACCGGGUCCAUCCCACCCACCAUCAGCCGCCUCACACGCCUGCUCUACCUCGACCUGAGUUACAACCAGCUCUCCGGCUCCAUACCCACCGCCAUCGACGGCCUUCUCUCAAUCACUGAGCUCAACUUUCGCAACAACAGGCUGACUGGCAGCAUUCCUGCGGUUAUUGGCAAUCUCACCACACUCAAUGACCUCUACCUGUCAUCGAACCAACUGAACGGGUCCCUGCCAGCCCAGAUCGGCAACCUGCACCACCUCUCCACGCUGGACGUCAUAUCAGGCAACCAGCUAUCUGGCGUGGUACCACCUGUGCUUGGAGGCAUUCCCCUCGGAACCCUUUCGAUCUACGACUCCAACGUCACGUGUCCCACCGGCGGUUCCUGUCAGCUCAAGCAGGACCCCAUGUCCGCCUUCUGCCUCGAAUGCCCCGACUUCUGCGCCUCCUGCACGCCCUCCCCUGGAAGCCCCCCUCCCCCAGCCCGCUCCCCUCUCCCUGCGCCCGCGUUCCCACCACCACGUGUCCCCCGCUCCCCGCCCGCAGCAGCUUUCCCUCCCCUCAUCUCUCAACCCUCUCCCCCUCCACCUUCUCUCUCCCCUCCACCUCCCAGAAUCACUCUCUCUCCUCCUGUACCUACCACUUCCCCUCCUCCCGAGCUCUCUCUCUCACCACCUGCCCUCCCAUCCCAACCCUCGCCCUCGACCAAUCCCUCCUUGACUCCUCCUCCUUUUCCUCCUCCACUCCCCUCCUCCCCAUCCGUGCCUCCAACCAACAGCAGCAGCAGUGGUGGAGGGGUUUCAGUGGCAGUGGUGGCAGGGGUAGCAGCAGCAGCGGUGUGCGUGGUGGUGGUGCUGCUGGUGCUUGGGUUUUGCUGGUGGAGAAGCAAGAAGAAGAAGCAGCAUGUUCCAUCUGGCGCGUCCCAUGCCUCCUCACAGCCAUUUCUGGACCCACACGCAACUGCAGGUGCGUUGUCCGUGUGCAUAGGCGUGUGCAGCAGCCCACCUGUCCCCCUUCCACCAGUGCAGGUGGACCAGAUGGCGACGAAACACCACCCCAACCUGGUGCGGCUGCUGGGGUUCUGUAACGACGUGGAUGCUGCAUCGCAGCUGCUGCAGCAGAUCCUCGUGUACGAGUUCAUGGGCCAGGGCGACCUUGCUAAGCGCAUGCGCACAGGUGAGAGCGAAGGAGCGAGGGAGAGAGGUGCAACAGCGUGGUUGUGGGGUCACAGCGGCCGCAGCAGAUCCUCGUGUACGAGUUCAUGGGGCAGGGCGACCUCGCUAAGAGGAUGCGGACAGGCCAAGGUGUCGGACUUUGGUCUCCUGCGCCUGGGAGAGGGACGCCCCACCACCACCACCAGCGCUGGCAACACGAGCAGCGGCAGCGGUGGUGGUGGUGGGUGGGGUUCCACGCGAGUGAUGGGCACACCGGGCUAUGUGGACCCUGUCUAUUACAAGACACACAAGGCCACUCCAUCACUUGAUGUAUACAGCUUUGGAGUGGUGAUGCUGGAGGUGGUGCUGGGGCGAGGCCCGGUGGUGCUGCUGGGCACAGAGUGCAUCAACAUCAAGGACUGGGCCGCCCCUCUCCUAGCUGCCGACGACCUCACACCACUGCUAGACCCCUCGUUACAAGCACAGCCGCCAGGCACCCUCCCCAGCAGCACCCACAGCCGGGAGCAGCAGCUCCGUCUAACAAGGGCGCUGACAGAGCUGGGGCUGGCAUGCACGCACGUGCCCACGGCCUCGCGCCCCUCCAUGGCCUCCCUCAUCUCCUCCCUCUCCUCGCUCAAGCGCGAGUUCUUUGGCACACUGGAGGGCACGAGGGAUAGCAGUGGGGGGCGCAAGGGGUAUGGGAAUGCAGGCGCUGCUGGUGACGCUGCUGGUGGCGCUGGUGCUGGUGGUGGUGCUGGUGGUGGUGGUGUUGUGGGGAGGGUUAUUCACGAAGAGGACGAGGAGAAUGGUGCGCUGGAGCUAUCAGACGGCAUUGGUGCAAGGGCUGGCGGAGUAGGAGCAGGAGCAGGAACUGGUGAAUUGGCAGGGGCAGCAGGAGAAGCGCCUGGGAAGCAAAAGGGAGAUGGAGGCGGGAUGGUGAGCGAUGUGGGAUUGCAGGAGAGUGCAGAGGAGGUGGACAGGGCGUUCAUGGAGGGGCUGAAGGAGCAGGGGCGCACUCUGGACGAGGAGCUGUUUAUUCUGAACCACAUGCUCGUCAUGUCUGCCGUGCAGCAUAGUGGUAUGCACCUGUCCUCCUCCUCCGCCUUGCCAUCCCAUGAGCAUUCCGGGCGCAGUGGCUUUUGA
Molecule: messenger RNA, 3252 nt
Organism: Closterium sp. Naga37s-1
Lineage: Eukaryota; Viridiplantae; Streptophyta; Zygnematophyceae; Desmidiales; Closteriaceae
Source: the annotation of a GenBank genome assembly